CCAUUUUCUUAUCUCUAUCUUUUACAGAAAACCAUGGCUGGGCUUGUGGGGAGAGUCAAACACAUUUUCGGUUCAAGACCUCUGCUAGCCAACUGUGUUGUUUAUGGAACGCUUUACUCAGGGUCGGAAUUUAUUCAGCAAACCUUGCUCAGGAAGGUAUUUCCAGAGCAGAAGUCUGAUUAUGAUUUUGCAAAUAUCGCCAGAUAUGGAGUUCUAGGGACUUUUGUGUUCCCUAAUAUUUUAUUCCGUUGGUACAAAUGGCUAGACAAGAGGUUUGUUGGAACCAGUUUAUCAAUCAUUGGUCAGAAGAUGCUCCUUGAUCAAUUUGUGAUUUCACCUCCAAUACUUGCAAUAUUCUAUACAGGAAUGUCGAUAAUGGAGGGCAAACCAGAUAUUUUUACAGAGUGCAGAGAAAAAUUAGUUCCAACCUUUCAAAGUUCUUGUAUGUUCUGGAUGCCAGCUCAAGCUAUCAACUUUCUUAUACUACCCAAUCAGUUUCGAGUUGUGUAUGUUGCAACCUGCAGCCUUCUCUGGGUUAAUAUUCUUUGUAUAUUAAAAAGAGACACAGAUCAAAUAUAAAAUUGAAAUUGUGUGUGCAGGGAGUCCCAAUAAACAUGGACAUAAAGUGGACAGGAUAUCCCAAUAAACAUGGGAAUAAAUAAUGCUUCUAUGGUAACAAGAACUAACCAACUGUUGUAACCCAAAACAAUUUGUAUAUUUCCCAAAUGUCUCUUUUGCCUAUUUUAUUGAGAUAUGAAAAUAUCCCAUUCUUUAUUUAUUAGAUAAGACAAAACUUACUAAAGGAGUUUAGAUUUUGCAACCUGAUGGUGAAAACCUUUGAUAUUUCAAACUUAGAUUAUAUGAUCCAACAGAAUUCAUAGUUUGAAAUAUCCAAGGACUAAGACAUCAGGUUGCAAAAAUAAAGGGAUUAAAAGAUUCAAAGAGUCAAGUCCUCUCUAAAAUCUCUGUCGUUUCUGAAAAUACAAAAACGACACUUCCCAUUUUGUAAAGCAUACAUUUGCCAUGAAAACGAUCAAAGAUGAUUUUUAAUUCCCAUAUUUAUUCAGACUUCCUGUAUAUAGAGUUGUAUGUUAGUGUACAUUUUUUGUUAGACAAAAUAAAUUAUUAAUUAAUAA
This is a messenger RNA of Eurytemora carolleeae, 1136 nucleotides long. RefSeq names its product mpv17-like protein. The transcript has 8 exons. Lineage: Eukaryota; Metazoa; Arthropoda; Copepoda; Calanoida; Temoridae. Gene Ontology annotation, cellular component: cytoplasm; membrane. Bases 34 to 579 code for a protein of 181 amino acids. The record is from RefSeq and is a predicted model, not a curated record.